UCUUGGUGAGGUCAAAUGUAAAGGGAAAGUAUAUAGUUAACGGAAAGAUCCUUUACAGCAUUGAUGUACGGGAAGAGUUUGGGGUCCAAGCCAGAGCUCCCUGGAAGUGGCAACACACGCAGAUAGAUUGGUAAAGAAGGCAAAUGGUAUGCUUGCCUUCAUUGGUUGGGGCAUUGAACGUACGAGUCGGGAGGUUAUGUUGCACCAUAUUGUGUGUAGUUCUGGUAAUCCCAUUACUUUGGAAACACUUUGGAAAGUGUAGAAAAUGGUUACCAGGAUGAAUAAGUUCCAAGGCAAGUUUGAGGAACAGUACCACAUCUUUCAUCUGGGCACAUUGCAGUCUGGAACCGAAACCAAUAUCUCGAAAUGUUAAUACGACAUUCUUUCUCUCUUUCUGUCUGUAACAGACCCGGCGAUAUCUGCCUCUGGCAAUAUCUGUCAUGUUGGCUCAUUUUGUUUCUUUCCAAUGGGAUAACAUGUUCAGCCUGUUCAGCCUGUCCCAUGAUUCUGUUGUUAACAACACAUAACACAGCCAAAGAUAUAUAUAAACCCUCCCUGACAUGCAAUAAGCGACUUGCGUAAACUCACAUAAACUAAAUAAUUUCUAGUGCAAUCAAGGCAGUUUGUAAUUUCCACAACACUGUACGAUCACUGAAGUUUACAUCGGAAUCAAGCCAGCAAUGGCUGCAGUUCUUACUCAGAAGGCCAUAGAAAGUGCCUGAACAGUGAGGUGGCAUUCAAGUUUACAAGUAACUUGAGCAAAACGCAAAUUGCUGGAGUAACUCAGCGGAUCAGGAAGCAUCUCUGGAGGACAUAGUUGUACAUUUCCUGCACAAAUGCUGUGGCGGGAUUCUGAGUUAUUAGCUGCUGCUGAGUUACAGCCAGACGCCUGCUACUUUGGCCCAGCAGUAUUGACUCACUAGUUGAAUGAGGAGAGCGACAAGAAUUUGUUGAACAUGCAGAGAGGGAUUUCUGCUGGAUUCCAAUUAAUACUCUGAGUUAUUUUGGGCAGAGGAUGGAAACGGACACAGUCAGUGAUUCCGACGUGUAAAAUCUGACGCGAAAGGAUUCAGAAAUAAAUCGGAAUUUAACAACCCAUCACUGAAGGAUGAAAUGCUCCAACUGGGUUUUGCUCUUUGGGCUGUGUGUUGAGAAUGUCGAAAUGAGAGGCUUUUAAUAAGAGAAUUUGCUGUUUGUCAAAUCAAGGGAAAGCUAUAUUUGGGGAAAGAAAGAGUGCUACAAGAAAUUCUAGGAGCUAAUCUGAUUGCUGGCACAAUGCUUUGAGGAAGAGAAAGACAGAAACUCAUUCAUCUCGAAAGCAUGCCAGCUUCUGACCUGUGAACGGCUACGGUGGAGUACAGAGAGAGCUGACCAUCUGAAGAUGCGGCCAUGGACCAGCUCCUGGCGAUGGAUUAUGUUGAUCCUUCUUGCCUGGGGAACGUUGUUAUUCUAUAUAGGCGGACAUUUAGUCCGAGACAGCGACCAACCAGAUCGCUCCAGCAGAGAACUGUCCAAGAUACUGGCAAAACUUGAACGUUUGAAGCAACAAAAUGAAGAUCUGCGGAGAAUGGCAGAGUCCCUGAGGAUUCCUGAAGGUCCCAUUGACCAGGCACCAGCUGCUGGAAGAGUACAUUCAUUAGAAGAACAACUGUUAAAGGCCAAAGAGCAGAUUGAAAGCUACAAGAAGGGAGCGGGCAAAGGUCCUGGGAAAGAACACGAGGAGUUACGGCGUAAGAUUGAAAAUGGAGUGAAGGAGCUCUGGUUCUUCGUGCAGAGUGAAGUCACGAAAGUGAAAAAACUGGAGGGCGAUGAAGCAGAAAGGCAGGCGGAUUCUUUACUUGAGAACCUGGGUGACCAGCAGAGGUCCAUAUUGACAGACGUAUACUACCUCAGUCAAGCAGAUGGGGCCGGUGAAUGGAGAGAGAAUGAGGCCAGGGAUCUGACAGACCUGGUUCAGCGGAGAAUAACAUUCCUGCAGAACCCCAAGGACUGCAGCAAAGCCAAGAAGCUGGUGUGUAACAUCAACAAAGGUUGUGGCUAUGGCUGUCAGCUCCACCAUGUUGUUUACUGCUUUAUGAUUGCUUACGGUACGGAACGCACUCUUAUCCUGGAGUCACAGAACUGGCGUUAUUCCACUGGGGGUUGGGAGACUGUCUUCAAACCAGUCAGUGAAACUUGCACAGAUAGAUCUGGCACCAGCUCCGGCCAUUGGUCAGGUGAGGCCAAUGAUAAGAAUGUCCAGGUGGUGGAACUCCCCAUAGUUGACAGCCUACACCCUCGUCCACCAUACCUUCCCUUGGCUGUUCCUGAAGACCUCGUAGGUCGAUUAACCCACUUGCAUGGAGACCCCUCAGUCUGGUGGGUCUCCCAGUUUGUCAAAUAUUUAAUACGCCCACAAUCAUGGUUGGAAAAGGAAAUUGAAGAUGCAACCAGAAAACUUGGCUUCAAGCAUCCGAUUAUUGGUGUUCACGUGCGACGUACAGACAAAGUGGGAACUGAAGCAGCUUACCACACUAUUGAGGAAUAUAUGGCACAUGUAGAGGAGCACUACAAGUUCCUUGCUCGCAAGGUGGAGAUCGACAAAAAACGGGUUUACCUUGCUACGGAUGACCCCAACUUACUUCAGGAAGCUAAGUCAAAAUACCCAGACUAUGAAUUCAUCAGUGAUAACUCCAUCUCAUUUUCAGCUGGACUACAUAACCGAUACACAGAGAAUUCACUGCGAGGUGUCAUUCUCGACAUCCACUUCCUGUCUCAGGCUGACUUUUUGGUCUGUACCUUCUCAUCCCAGGUUUGUCGAGUGGCCUAUGAGAUAAUGCAGACAUUACACCCAGAUGCAUCAGGUUAUUUCCAUUCCCUGGAUGACAUCUACUACUUUGGUGGACAAAAUGCGCACAAUCAGAUUGCAAUUUCUCCUCACAAACCACAGAAUCCAGAGGAGAUUGUAUUGGAGCCUGGAGAUCUGAUUGGGGUGGCUGGCAACCACUGGGAUGGUUAUUCCAAAGGCAUCAAUCGGAAAUCUGGGCGAACAGGCCUCUAUCCAUCUUACAAAGUGAAGGAGAGUAUUGAUACGAUUAAAUAUCCAACAUACCCAGAGGCUGACAAUGAAAAGCCACAGUAACUGCAAGGACACUCUGCGGCCGUGGUGAAUGUAUCUCGCCAUACAUCUGAAAUCCAGCCAACAAUUUUUUUUUUAAUUGAGUUCUGUGCAGAUGCAUCUAUCGCCCUCCGGUUGUGUUUGGUUGUCUGCCAUUAAUUCACGGUGACCCUCAGUUACUGACACUGACCCGUUGUACAGGUUAGAGCAUGAGCAAAUGUCUGUCCAGUCAUGGUGCCUAACAUUCUUCAACCUUGGACCUUCCUGAAGAACCAUGCCCAGCAUUAGCACAGAGAUGUCUUUGAAACCUCGGCUUGAAGGAAAGAGUUUAAAUUAUCAGGCAGAAGAGAUGUACGUAAUCAUGAAGACAUUAUCCAUUUCACACGCCUGUUCUUAAGAUGACAUUUUGUCAAGAAUUGAAAGUGCUUGUCCUUUGCAAGGGUGGGCAGGAUCAGAAUAAGCAAGUGCACAUUCUCAUUUCACAGUCUUUUGUAAAAGCAAAAUCAUGGACAGAAUCUUUAAUACAUAAUUUCCAGACAUUGUCUUUGAUAACAAAAGUAAAUAAAUCUAAAUGAAACCAA
This is a messenger RNA of Leucoraja erinaceus (little skate), 3678 nucleotides long. Its product is annotated as alpha-(1,6)-fucosyltransferase-like. The transcript is spliced from 11 exons. Lineage: Eukaryota; Metazoa; Chordata; Chondrichthyes; Rajiformes; Rajidae. The record is from RefSeq and is a predicted model, not a curated record. Gene Ontology annotation, molecular function: glycoprotein 6-alpha-L-fucosyltransferase activity; protein binding. Gene Ontology annotation, cellular component: Golgi cisterna membrane. The coding region runs from base 1382 to 3121 and encodes 579 amino acids. Gene Ontology annotation, biological process: protein N-linked glycosylation.